Hermetia illucens (black soldier fly) is the source of this 951-nucleotide messenger RNA. RefSeq lists its product as uncharacterized. Lineage: Eukaryota; Metazoa; Arthropoda; Insecta; Diptera; Stratiomyidae. Gene Ontology annotation, biological process: sensory perception of taste. Gene Ontology annotation, cellular component: dendrite; axon; membrane. The transcript is spliced from 2 exons. Bases 1 to 951 code for a protein of 316 amino acids. The record is from RefSeq and is a predicted model, not a curated record.
AUGCAGCAAAGAGCUCUCACUGUGGUGAUGGUUGCAACCUAUUUUCCCUAUGUGUAUAUCUAUUUCGUGUAUCUGUUCAUUUUCAUAGUGCAGUGGGUGAAUCGAAGACAGAUUGUUGCAAUUUGCAACGAAUUUAUUGUGCUAUUGCAACUAAUGGGGACAGGACAAAAUCUCGCGUGGAUUCUGAGAGCGGUGUUAAUAAAACACUUGGUUCUAUUCGUCAAAGUAGUCCUGCUGGUUAUAUAUCUUUCCGUGAUUGUUUCAAGUGACAAAGAUUGGCGGAUGUGGGCGACAGUCACAUAUUGGGCUUAUAUCCAGUUAGUGAUUGACGCAAUAACGUGUGGAUACCAUUACGUUUUAACAGUUUUUUCGAAGCUUUUUCAAAAUUUAAAUGGAAACCUGAAAAGUGAUUUAGGUUUCACGGUAGAUACAAUAUUGCAUUCGAGGAGGAACAUUUCACGGAUGUGCAUAGUAAGCGACGAUAUCGACCGAAUUAUUGUCCUGCAUUGUCGACUAUGCAACAUUUUCAAAGAAAUAAACAUUUUGUAUGAAAAACAAAUUCUAGUUUCUAUGAUAAGCAGAUUUUUCCACGUCCUCAUCCACGUAUACAUAGCUUAUUAUACCUACAAUACCGCUGACUUCGAUGUUGUGGCCUUUUUAUAUUCACUGUGCGGAUUGAGUGACACCUUGAUUAUGUCGAAAACUUGCGAUGACCUUCUCAAGCACUCCUUCCUGCUAAGCGAUUGCAUUGCAAAGAGUUCUACGUACAAUGAUUUGGAUGUUAGGCUGGAGCAAACAAUUGAAAUGGCUUCGUUUGUUUUACUCUUCAAAUUUACUAGAACGAGCGUUUGUGGAUUGUACAACAUCUCGCUUGGAAUAUUUCUUCCGGUUUUGUCAGCAUUCACAAGUUAUCUUUUCAUUUUGAUACAAUUCGCAUCAUAUGAUCAAUAG